AUGUCUCCUCACCAUGGAACCCACCAUAUCAACAGCGAGACUGCUGUCCAGGAUCUUCCUCACAUGAAUUUCCGUUCCUAUGUCGAAGCCCUCAGAGCGGAUAAUGACUUGGUGGAGAUCGACCGAGAGAUUGAUCCCAAUCUCGAGGCUGGUGCCAUCAUUCGCAAGGUUUGCGAGACCGAUGACAAGGCGCCUCUGUUCAACAACCUGACCGGUGCCCACGACGGCCUUUUCCGCAUUUUGGGAGCUCCUAACUCUCUUCGAUCCGAUCCUAAGUCUAGAUAUGGAAGACUCGCACGCCACCUCGCACUGCCGCCCACCGCUGGAAUGAAAGAGAUCUUAGACAAGAUGCUUUCAGCAAAGAACUCGACACCUAUUCCCCCCGAAUUGUCGAGUCCGGAGAACGUUUUGAACGCUGGAGAAUUUGACUUGACAAAGCUUCCUGUUCCCCUCCUCCACCAAUCCGACGGAGGAAAAUAUAUUCAGACCUACGGCAUGCAUGUAAUCUCAUCUCCUGAUAACAGCUGGACCAACUGGUCUAUUGCCCGAGCCAUGGUCUACGACAAGGACCACCUGGCUGGUCUCGUUAUUCCUCCCCAGCAUGUGUGGCAGAUGCAGCAGAAGUGGAAGGCUAUCGGCAAGGACGUUCCCUGGGCUCUUGCCUUUGGAGUUCCUCCUGCCGCUAUCAUGGCCUCUAGUAUGCCUCUUCCCGAUGGAUGCACUGAGGCCGGUUAUAUCGGAGCUAUGACGGGCCAUGCUAUCGACGUGGUCAAAUGUGAGACUAACGAUCUUUACGUUCCCGCCAAUGCCGAAAUUGUCCUAGAAGGAACUAUGUCAAUCACUGAGACCGGACCCGAGGGACCAUUCGGAGAGAUGCACGGAUACGUGUUCCCCGGCGAUACUCAUUCCUGCCCUCUUUACAAGGUCAACAAGAUUACCUACCGCAACAAUGCCAUUUUGCCAGUCUCAAACUGCGGUCGCCUCACGGAUGAGACACACACUAUGAUUGGUCCUCUCGCUGCAGCUGAAAUCCACCAGCUCUGCAAGGAUGCCGGUCUCCCAGUUAAGGAGGCUAUGUCUCCCUUCGAGUCUCAAGUCACCUGGGUAGCGCUUCAAAUAGAUACUGCGAAGCUCCGUGAGAUGAAGACUACCUCUGAAGAAUUCUGCCGGAAGGUUGGUGAUUUGGUUUUCAAUCACAAAGCCGGAUAUACCAUCCAUCGCCUUGUUCUAGUUGGCGAGGAUAUUGAUGUCUACGACUUCAAGGACGUGAUUUGGGCAUUCUGCACAAGAUGCCGCCCUAGCUACGAUGAGUAUUUCUUUGACGACGUCCGCGGCUUCCCUCUCAUCCCAUACAUGUCUCAUGGAAACGGAUCCCCAGUCCAGGGUGGCAAGGUUGUCUCCGACGCGCUGAUGCCCACUGAAUAUACCACUGGUGCCGAUUGGGAGGCAGCUGACUUCAAGAACUCCUACCCCGAGGCAAUCAAGUCCAAGGUGAAUGCCAACUGGACUGAAAUGGGUUUCAAGGCAUCUGAAUAA
Penicillium nucicola is the source of this 1536-nucleotide messenger RNA. RefSeq names its product UbiD family decarboxylase. The record is from RefSeq and is a predicted model, not a curated record. Gene Ontology annotation, biological process: cinnamic acid catabolic process; ferulate metabolic process. The transcript is spliced from 4 exons. Bases 1 to 1536 code for a protein of 511 amino acids. Lineage: Eukaryota; Fungi; Ascomycota; Eurotiomycetes; Eurotiales; Aspergillaceae. Gene Ontology annotation, molecular function: carboxy-lyase activity. Gene Ontology annotation, cellular component: cytoplasm.